Echinostoma caproni is the source of this 546-nucleotide messenger RNA. The record is from the annotation of a GenBank genome assembly. NCBI's taxonomy places the organism in Eukaryota, Metazoa, Platyhelminthes, Trematoda, Plagiorchiida, Echinostomatidae.
AUGAAGCGAUUGCACGAAGAAUGUUUUGAUGAACUCCGCGAAAAACUGCCAGACUGCUGUGAAAACCUAAUUCUCUCACAGCCUAAAAAACCACAGUGUGAUUCGGUCGCCGAAUCAAACACUGGCCUCACUACGGAUACACUCCAAACGGAUUCAGACAAUGCGGAACAAUGUACACCCGUACCGCAUCCCACUCAUUGUUCAUCGAACCGAUUCAUGGCACUGACUGCCAUGAUUGAUCAGUGCUCGCAUUUGGAACUGGUUCAUCUACACGAAGCAAUCAAACCGAAAUUGAAGAGAGAUUUUUUCGCCUUGUUACCGGCUGAGCUUGUCUUUCGUGUUUUAUCCUAUCUUUCGUUGCAAGAUAUUCUUCACUGUGCUCAACCCAAUUGGAAAUCGCUUUACCGAACGGCUCUGGAAACUCAGUGCAAUUGGCGUCACGGUAGUCCAUGGGCUCCGGUGGUUCUUCCAGCGCAUCAUGUGAGUUGUUGUUUUACACUAUCCCGCGGAUUGCAACCCGUGACCUUUUUUGAUGCACAAAGGUGA